Messenger RNA from Ahaetulla prasina, 5043 nucleotides. It is a transcript of the gene DISP1, whose product is annotated as dispatched RND transporter family member 1. Gene Ontology annotation, cellular component: membrane. The transcript has 8 exons. Bases 441 to 5039 code for a protein of 1532 amino acids. Lineage: Eukaryota; Metazoa; Chordata; Lepidosauria; Squamata; Colubridae. The record is from RefSeq and is a predicted model, not a curated record.
GUUGAUCCUUUACCCCGGAACGAGUCCCGAACCCGGGGCGCAAAGAACUGUUUCGGAGGGCUUUAUUUACUCUAACACGGUGGGCAGACUUUUAAGUGUGGAUGUGGCUUGCGUUUGGCACGUAUUUUCCAUCUCCAGAACAUCGCUCCUUAGAACAUAGCCCAGAUACGGUGCUUAUACGGUGCCUUGAAAGCAGCUUCAUCCCAGCGGUAGUUUUGUACCACCGCGCUAUUGCCCAAGCCACAACCUUACAUCUAUGUCAGUGUGCAGCCCCUUGCUAAGCUUUUAAUCAUCGUCUUUUCAAUACUUGCUGCGGCCUAGAUGCUGGUUAGCAACUAGGGAUACACUUCUGGGUUUAGCUUUAUGAUUUCGAAGAAGGGCAGAUUUCGACAGGGAUCGAAUUGUAACUCUAGCCGUCAAGGCCACCAGAAUUUUAAAAUAUGGCUGCAAGCAGCGGAAGCAAUGAGUUCGUAGUUCUGAGCAAUGGCAGCAUUCCAUUUGGAGCAGCAAAUCCAGAUCUUCUUGCAACCAAGGAUGGCACUAUCCUAGUCUACAAUCUCCCAUCAUCAAAAGAAACUGUAAGAAGAAAAGUGACUGCAAAUGGGUGCUUUCACAUGAAUGGCACACUCAAAGCACCCUUCCUAGCAGCGGACGAUCAAAGGACACCACAGGUGUUGCUGCAGUGUUGCCAUCCUUGCCCAUAUCAUCGGGCACUAAGUAACCAAAUCAAUCAGCAAGAAUGUCUUUCAGUGCCUGGUAAUGCAGCACCACCUCCAUUACCUUCUGGUUCUCCAGACCUACACACUGAAUAUUCGGCAACUGCUUGCCAGAAGCAUACGCCUUUGUAUCAGACUGCUUGUUGCCUUCAGUCCUUGCCCUCCUUCUGCCUGCAUCAUCAGUGGCCUGAACAUUUUCAGCACCAGCCUGUGCAACAGCAUAUAGCCAACAUGCAGCCAGCCAGAGCAGUAACGUUGCCAAAAAGCUAUGCAGCUCUAAUAGCAGACUGGCCUGUGGUGGUUUUAGGCAUGUGUACUGUGUUAAUUGUGGUGUGUGCAUUAGUUGGAAUUCUAGUCCCAGAUCUUCCAGACUUCUCUGAUCCUUUAUUGGGUUUUGAACCAAGAGGAACUGCUAUUGGGCAGAGACUGGUCACUUGGAAUAACAUGGUGAAAAAUACAGGCUACAAAGCGACUUUAGCAAACUAUCCAUUUAAAUAUGCAGAUGAGCAGGCUAAGAGUCAUCGAGAUGGCAGAUGGUCUGACGAUCACUAUGAAAGAGAAAAGAGGGAGGCUGAUUGGAAUUUCCAGAAGGACAGCUUUUUCUGUGACAUCCCAAGUGAUCGUUACUCCCGAGUGGUGUUUGCAUCAGCAAGUGGAGAUGACUUGUGGAAUUUACCAGCCAUAAAGUCAAUGUGCAAUGUGGAAAAUAUGCGGAUACGAUCCCAUGCUCAGUUUGGGGAUCUCUGCCAGAGGACUACUGCUGCUUCGUGCUGUCCCAGCUGGACAUUAGGCAAUUAUAUUGCCAUUUUAAAUAACAGAUCAUCUUGUCAAAAAAUAGUGGAGAGAGAUGUUUCUCAUACUUUGAAGCUGCUCCGCACAUGUGCCAAAUAUUAUUAUAAUGGGACCCUGGGGCCAGAUUGCUGGGAUUCGGCAGCCAGAAGGAAAGACCAGCUCAAGUGUACAAAUGUGCCACGCAAAUGUACCAAGUACAAUGCUGUUUACCAGAUACUUCACUAUAUACUGGACAAAGAUUUUCUAAGCCCAAAGACCUUGGACCACAGCUUACCAGCUUUAAAAUAUAGUAUGCUUUUUCUACCUACUGAAAAGGGAGACAGUAUGAUGAAUAUCUAUUUAGAUAAUUUUGAGAACUGGAACUCAUCUGAUGGAAUCACCAUCAUCACAGGGAUUGAGUUUGGAAUAAAGCACAGCUUAUUCCAGGACUAUCUAUUAAUGGAUACUGUGUAUCCUGCUAUAGCCAUAGUGAUUGUUCUAUUAGUGAUGUGCUUCUAUACCAAGUCCUUGUUUAUCACACUGAUGACCAUGUUUGCAAUCAUUAGCUCCUUAAUUGUUUCUUACUUUCUCUAUCGGGUUGUAUUUAAUUUUGAGUUUUUCCCCUUUAUGAACCUUACUGCACUGAUUAUUCUUGUGGGUAUUGGAGCCGAUGAUGCGUUUGUCUUAUGUGAUGUGUGGAGCUACACAAAAUUUGACAAGUCGCAUGCUGCCACUUCGGAAACCAUGAGCAUCACUUUGCAACAUGCGGCCCUUUCCAUGUUUGUUACUAGUUUUACUACUGCUGCUGCCUUCUAUGCUAAUUAUGUCAGCAACAUUACAGCAAUCAGAUGUUUUGGUGUUUAUGCUGGCACUGCCAUUUUAGUGAAUUAUAUCCUAAUGGUGACAUGGUUGCCCGCAGUUGUGGUCUUACACGAACGGUAUCUCCUCAAUAUUUUUAGUUGCUUUGUAAAACCACAGGCAAGAGUAUAUAAUAGCAAAAGCUGCUGGACAGUGCUAGGCCAAGUGGUCCGUAAAGUAUUUUUUGCAAUCUCAGAAGCAUCUAGGAUAUUUUUUGAAAAAGUGUUGCCAUGCAUUGUGAUAAAAUUUCGAUAUAUUUGGUUGGUCUGGUUCCUAGCCUUAACAGUUGGGGGAGCAUAUAUUGUGUGUAUAAAUCCAAAGAUGAAGCUGCCGUCUUUGGAACUAGCCGAGUUUCAAGUGUUCCGGUCUUCCCAUCCUUUUGAGCGCUAUGAUGCUGAAUUCAAGAAGCUUUUCAUGUUUGAACGGGUCCAUCAUGGAGAGGAGCUUCACAUGCCCAUCACUAUUAUCUGGGGGGUCUCUCCUGAGGAUAACGGGGAUCCUUUAAAUCCUAAAAGCAAAGGCAAGCUGAAGCUGGACAGUACUUUCAAUAUUGCAAGCCCAGAUUCACAGCUCUGGAUUUUAAAGUUUUGUCAGAAACUGAGGAAUCAGACAUUUUAUUACCAAACAGAAGAGCAAGAUUUCACGAGCUGCUUUAUUGAGACAUUUAAGCAGUGGAUGGAAAAUCAGGACUGUGAUGAGCCAGCUCUUUAUCCCUGUUGUAGCCACUGUAGCUUCCCCUACAAGCAGGAGGUCUUUGAGUUAUGCAUCAAAAGGGCCAUCAUGGAACUUGAAAGAAGCACAGGCUACCAUUUAGAUAGCAAAACUCCUGGCCCUCGCUUUGAUAUAAAUGAUACCAUCAGAGCAGUGGUACUAGAGUUCCAAAGCACCUAUCUUUUCACCUUGGCGUAUGAGAAGAUGCACACAUUCUAUCAAGAGGUGGACACCUGGAUUUCAGAGGAGCUCGUUUCUGCUCCGGAAGGUUUAAGUGGUGGCUGGUUUGUGAGUAAUCUAGAAUUUUAUGAUCUCCAAGAUAGUCUCUCUGAUGGUACUUUAAUUGCCAUGGGUCUUUCUGUCACUGUUGCAUUCAGUGUAAUGCUGCUUACCACAUGGAAUAUAAUAAUAAGUCUCUAUGCAAUAGUCUCAAUAGCAGGAACUAUUUUUGUCACAGUUGGAUCCCUGGUUCUCCUGGGUUGGGAGCUAAACGUCUUGGAGUCUGUUACCAUUUCUGUGGCAGUUGGCUUAUCUGUGGACUUUGCUGUCCAUUAUGGCGUUGCUUACCGCUUGGCUCCAGAUCCCGAUCGAGAAGGGAAAGUCAUAUUUUCUCUAAGCCGCAUGGGCUCAGCAAUUGCUAUGGCUGCAUUGACUACAUUUGUAGCUGGAGCAAUGAUGAUGCCGUCUACGGUUUUAGCCUAUACACAGCUUGGCACCUUUAUGAUGCUCAUAAUGUGCAUUAGUUGGGCAUUUGCAACCUUCUUUUUCCAAUGUAUGUGCCGCUGUCUGGGACCCCAAGGAACAUUCGGCCAGAUUCCUCUGCCUAAAAGACUACAGUGUGGUGCUUUCUCCCAGGCAUUGUCAGGAGGCCAAGGAGAUGGAGAACAAACUAAAAAGCAGUCUGCCAGUAAAUACCAGUUCGAUUCAAGACCUCAGAAAGCAGAUGUAGAAGAAGAACAUGAACACUAUGAAUUACAGCCAUUAGCAGGCUGCACCAGCAAUGAUACUGCAGUGGAGAAGAGAACCUGUGAAGAAAUGCACAUUUGCCCUGAGCUCAUCAAUGGCAGGCUGUCAAACCCACAUGCUCAUCACUCCACAUACAACACAGAACUGAAUGUAAACACUAAGCAUGAAUCAGGUUCAGCAAUGUCAUCUUUGGUUGAGCAGGAUCCCACUUGCCAUUUGUGGAGUCAAAACGAACAAUGUCAUUGUUUAGAGCCACAGCAGCAUACAGACAUGAAAUGCUCCCAUUUGCAUCAACAUAGAAAUGAAACAUGCUAUUGCUGCUCUCAUUCAUCUGGGAACAUACAAGUCCAGAACUCCCUAGUUCCCAUCAGUGCCUUGCUUCAUUCUUCUGAUGGUUAUGUGAAUACCGUCCAGCAUCUUCUCCACUGUGGUUGUCUACAGGGCAGGUUCCAAAGACCCUUGCUUCAAAAUUCUCUUCCCCCAAAUGUUUUCCUCCACUCAGUGCCUCAUUUUCAGCCCCACAGUCUUCCUGACACUGAAGAGAGCUCAGCAGUUCUUUCAAAUGAAAUAGGUUCAUCCUCCUCUCGCUGCAAAAGUUCUGGAUUGCUUACAAAAUGUCUCUCUGAAACAGAACAAAGAUUGUCUAACCAUCAGAUAGGGCAGUGUAGUAACUACAGAUCCAAAGGAGACAAAGCUAUCACUGAAGUGAAUGAGAAUGAAAAUAAAACUUCUGCAUCUAAGCCAAACAAGCAAGCUCAAAUGGAGGGUGCCCAGAGUUUGCCCCAAACUGCUCCAAGGAUAGAAGUAAAGAAUCAAAAUGAGCAGAAGCAUUUAGAAAAUGUUACAGUAGAGGCUGAUCCUGAGUCUUGCUCUGAAAAUUUAGAGUAUUGUAGCCGAACAAUAACAAGAAAGUGCAAUUCUGUUGAAUGUCAUGUGCCAAACACUGAAGCCCAUGUGCCUACUCUAUUAGCCCACCAUGAACUUUCCAGUGAAAACUUGCUAAUAAAAACACUUUAAUAAA